AUGCCUGCAGACCAACAGCCCGAGACUCAUGGAAGUCAAAUCGAAUAUGUCCCCGUCCGUCUUGUCAAGGAUAUGGAGAGCUUUAAAACAGCAUUGAGGACACACUACGGUGAAGGAGUGACGCACCCUUACGAGAGCUCACAUAGAGGAGAGGCUGUACAUAUGGUUUUGGCACUGAAUGCGAGUACAGGACCAUCAAAUCUGGUAAAGACUCUGCAGGAUGAGGGUGUUCUCAAGAAAGACGGCGAAUGA
This is a messenger RNA of Fusarium verticillioides 7600, 252 nucleotides long. RefSeq lists its product as hypothetical. The transcript has a single exon. The record is from RefSeq and is a predicted model, not a curated record. The coding region runs from base 1 to 252 and encodes 83 amino acids. NCBI's taxonomy places the organism in Eukaryota, Fungi, Ascomycota, Sordariomycetes, Hypocreales, Nectriaceae.